Molecule: messenger RNA, 4440 nt
Organism: Daucus carota subsp. sativus
Lineage: Eukaryota; Viridiplantae; Streptophyta; Magnoliopsida; Apiales; Apiaceae
Product: dehydration-responsive element-binding protein 2A-like
Exons: 4
Coding region: 404-1525 (373 amino acids)
Biological process (GO): response to stress; positive regulation of DNA-templated transcription
Cellular component (GO): nucleus
Molecular function (GO): DNA-binding transcription factor activity; transcription cis-regulatory region binding
Source: RefSeq, a predicted model, not a curated record
GCUAGUGUAGUCAAAGUCAAAGAGUCAAAGAGCAAAUCGGAGUUUAGCUAGAACCAUCGCGUCUCGGCCAGAACCAAGUAGCUUUAUAUCUCUAAACUUAAAUGUGCAAUACUUCGGCACCAGGAAAAGGACGUGCGUCGAAAUGACAAAGCCGUGUGUGUCCAGAAUGCGCCACGUGUCCGGAGCUUUGAUCAUAAAAUAUUGGCACACAGGGAAGAUAUUUAUCCACAAGAGUAGUCUAGAGAAGGCUAUAUAACCUUGGUUUUACGUCCUGCUGUCGAGCAUUUGUUGUUUUCGUUUGGUUCACACACAGUUGAGGGUGAGAAACGCACACAGUUGGAGAGGAGAUUCGGGAUUGGGGUGAGGAACCUUAGGGAUUGUCGGAGGUGUGGGCGUGAGGAUCAUGAUGGCUGAUAUUGUGCAGAGAAACUCUAUGAUGGGUCUAAUUAAACAAGAUUCUGAUACUGGAACCCCGCGCAUUGGUGAUUCCAGGAAGAGGAAGUCGCGAAGCACCAAGACCAAAAGUGUUGCUGAGACCCUAGCUAUGUGGAGGGAUUAUAAUAAGAAGCUUGAUGCGUUGAAUGCUAGUGCUAAACCAAUUCGCAAUUUUCAUGCUAAGGGAUCAAAGAAAGGAUGUAUGAAAGGGAAAGGGGGUCCUGACAAUACGCGCUCUAAUUUUAGAGGUGUGAGGCAGAGAACUUGGGGCAAAUGGGUUGCUGAAAUCCGCGAGCCUGGUGGAGGUAGUAGAUUGUGGCUGGGGACAUUCCCAAAUGCUGUCGAAGCUGCUCUUGCCUAUGAUGAAGCUGCAACAGCUAUGUAUGGAGCUGGUGCUCGACUUAAUUUACCAGAUUUUAGUUCCUACAAGGAGGAGUCUGGGGGAUCUGCUGCCCCUAGCAUGUCAUGUGCUGAUUCAGUGCUUACUACUACUACUUCCAACCGCACGGGGGCUUGCAUUGAUACUGAUCCGAAGGUGGGGAUUGCCGAUUUGGAAAUGAAGUGCAGUGAUGUGGAAGGUGAGUCGAAAGCUCCUGCUAUGGAAAUGAAGUGUAGUGAUGUGGAAGGUGAGUCGAAAGCCUCAGAAACUCAAAAUUACCGAAGUCCUGCAGUGGUGGAAGCUAUGACUGAAGUGAAGGAUGAACGAGUGGAGAUCAAGAAAGAGCAGGAGGAUAACAACGACAUAUUUAACAUUGACAAGGGUCUUCUGCUAGGUGAAAUGUUUGAUGUUGAUGAGCUCCUACAAAGCUUAAACACCUAUACUCUCCCUGAUCAGGCCAGCAACACUGAAUGGUUCUACAACAAUGAUCACGACAUUGGGCACUUCUUGCAAGAUGACGAGCUUAUAGCGAACCCCUCUGAUUUAAGUAUCCAGCAGCAAUAUCCUGAUAUAAAGCCAGAUGAUAUGUUUAAUGAACAAACAGGGUAUAAUCAGGAUCUGGAAUUCUUACUUCCUGGCAGGCCUGAAGAUUCCAAUUUCUCACCGGACGAGCUCAAGCUACUUGGCAUGGAUGCAAAUUCCGGGUUUUAAAGAGUAGAGCAUUAUCUGAUAUAGCAAGCAAAAACUUAGGGUCGUCUCACGGAGUUCACAUGGACCAUGAAAUGAGCCAAUUUCCCAUCUUUCUGGUGAUUUAGCACCAAAAACUAAUGUCUGUUUCUUUAAACGUUUCUUUCUUUAUUUUCCAUUUGCCUGUUCUGGUUGGUUAAACUAGUUUAUUAGACUAAGCUGCUUCUUAGGGCAGUAUGUUGGUGACAUUUUGCUGUGAAUGCUUUAAUGACUAUCCUUGGUGUACAUAAUCAGUGUUUUGCUAGUUUGUUAACUAGUUUGUAGGAGUUAGUUCUAUCAGGUUACUAUUAAAUUUUCUUUGCAUGUACUGUGUUAUCAGUUAGUGGAAAUAGCAUAUCAGUUUUUCCCUCUAGUUUCAAAGCAAACAAGUGUGUGUAUAUUGUGAAUACCAGGUCUGUUAACUUACAUGUUCCCGGGACUAACAUUCUCGUCGUCAAACAUUUCUGGUGAUAAGAUCAUUUCAUCAUCACUUAAAAAUGUAGAUCAUCUCUUAAAACAUGUAGAAAUGACAGGCGUUCAAUGAUCGUAUCUCCAAAAGCUGUUUCUGAUUCUCAGAAUUCUCAGACCUGUCUUGAUCCUGAAGCUAGCCCAGUACGCUCGCUCUUUCUCUAUAUCUAAUUGUAUUCGUUGCUUCAUUCAUUCAAUUUUUAUGCUCUCUUGAAGUAAGCUAAGCAUUGAUUAUUUAAUUAGUAUAGCAGUACUAAGUAGUACUUCAAUUCGGGUUCUUAAAGCUAAAUUAAUGUACUUUUUAUUUGUUACUUCUACUUCUUGUUCCUCGCCUUGAAAUUACCGCAUUCACAUGAGUUGAAUCGUUUUUUUUUUAAUUAUUAUUAUAGGAGGGGUUUGAGUUGAUUGAUUAUUUAUGAUGUUACAAAAAUUGUGUUUGGUUUAUAUUUAUACUUUCUGGCCAAAAUGUGGGAGUGGAUUGGUAAGAGGAUUGGACAUUGUUGCUUAAUUGGUAGAAAAAUUGGAGUUAAAUAUUUUGAUAAAGACUUCCAUGAUCUUAGUUGGAUUGAUUAUGUACUGUUUGGAGGGUUAAGCAUGAUACUUGGGGAAUUUUUUGGAAUGUGGAAUUAGGUUAAUGGCGCGAUUUUGGAGCAGACUGGGUACUUGUAACUAAGUAGCCCAGAUUUCCGUUUUGAUAGUAAGUGCCACUUACUGGUUUUGUUUGGAUGAAACGCUGUUGAUUACAUGUGCAUUGUAACAUGUUGCAUUUUCAUGCUCAGUAAUGAGAUUUGCAAUAUAAGUAUUGAAUAGGGAUUCACAUAUAAGCAUUCUUACAACAUCUGGCUAUAUAUGAGAUUCUCUGCAGAGUGUCUUGGGAAUUAUUCUUGGAGGUGGAGAUGGUACUCGUCUUUAUCCUCUUUUAAAGAAGAGGGCAAAACCUGCGGUUCCUUUAGGAGCAAAUUAUAGGCUUAUCGAUAUCCCUGUUAGCAAUUGCUUGAACAGUAACAUAUCAAAGAUUUAUGUUCUUACACAAUUCAAUUCUGCAUCUCUCAAUCGCCACCUUUCACGGGCUUAUGCAAGUAGCCUGAGUAGUUACAAGAAUGAAGGACUUGUUGAAGUUCUUGCUGCUCAGCAGAGUCCGGAGAACCCAAACUGGUUCCAGAAUUGCAAAAUUCACCAUUCAGUGGUCGGCCUUCGAUCUUGCAUCUCAGAAGGUGCAAUUAUUGAAGAUACUCUGUUGAUGGGAGCUGAUUAUUAUGAGGUAAUAGUUACAUCUCCAGGAGCUGAAUAUACUUCUUCUUAAAUAUAAUAAUUCCUUUUCAAAUAGUACACAGAUGUUGUGUUUGGUUAGAGAAUGAAAUUAUAUGGAAUCAAAUCAUAGUUUUACCAUAUUAUGAGUAAACAUUUAUAAUUUUCAGUUCUUCUAUUCUAUUCCUACAAAAUGAUCCGAAACUCAGAAUUAGCAAUUUGAGAAGGAAUGCUCCACCCUACUGAUUUUUUGCAAGCAGCUCAUCUGAAAAUUUUAUGCUCCCCUAUUUUUUAAGUCUUCUUUCCUACUUUCACUUUCUCCCCUUCAAUUUUGUUCACAAUUCAUUCCAUUCUCCUGAAGCAAAAGAAGGUAAUGGGAGACUGUUAAAGGCUUGUAGAUAACCUUGUCAUAUCUGGUUAUAGUGUCCUUGGACAGUUAAGCCAAGUUUACCUAUAAGCAAUUGUGCGUAGAAUGGAGACAGCAAAGGAUUGUUGAAAACCUCAUAUGUGUGGUUAUUAUUUGCCAAGGGAGUUGAGCUAAAAAUACCAACAGAAAGACUUUAGCUGCGAAGGGUAGUGUCCCCAUCGGUAUUGGCAAGAACUCUCACAUCAGAAGAGCAAUUAUUGACAAAAAUGCUCGCAUAGGGGAUAAUGUGAAGAUCAUAAAUAGCGACAAUGUCCAAGAAGCAGCAAGAGAAACCGAUGGUUACUUUAUAAAGAGUUGAAUUGUGACAAUAAUAAAAGAUGCUUUGAUCCCCUGUGGCACUGUAAUCUAAAGGUCUUCUUCUUGAUGUAUCCAUAUUGGACCAUAUUCAUCUCCAACUUGUCAAACUAAGAAGGGGAACCUUCCAUUUAAAAAGUGAGCUCAAUGUGUAUCUCCCCCUCACUUUAGCAGCGGAAAACAUGACUUAGAGAGAUUUAUGAUGUAAAAUGCAAUUUGUAAGCCGGUUAAUUUAUUUCUGCUACCUGGGGUUUAUAUCGGAUUUUUAUUAAUAUACUGAAAAGGAGCUUUGCAGGGGUUGUACAGAAGGACAGUAAACAAGACUUGUCUAUCCGAAAAUAUUUCGGAAACAUAGCAUCUGUGGUUGUAAGAUUCUGCAGGCUUGUAAAAGAAAGUCAAGAAGACCCUUCUAUUGUAUCUUUGUAAACAGAUUCUUGAUCUUGUCGGAACAAGUUUUUUUUCA